CAGACCUCUCGGGCCUGGAGGGUGGCCGUUGGGGCCACUGACGCGGCGGCGGCUCUGCUUACUGGCUUCAGAUGGCAGCGACACGGGAUUCCGGGCCAGGGCUCUGCUGUAAGCCUGGCGGGCGGCUGGACAUGAGCCACGGCUUCGUGCACCACAUCCGACGGAACCAGCUGGCCCGGGACGACUACGACAAGAAGGUGAAGCAAGCGGCGAAGGAGAAAGUGAGGAGGCGGCACACACCGGCGCCGACGCGGCCCCGCAAGCCCGACCUGCAGGUGUACCUACCGCGACACCGAGAUGGCUCUACUCACCCAAGCAACCCAGACUGUGAGGAGUCCGGUGAAAGCAGCUGUAGUGGCGGCUCCGAGCCAGAGCCUUCUGGCCAUCAGCUCUUCUGCUUAGAAUAUGAGACAGACAGCGGAGAGGUCACAUCAGUUAUCGUGUAUCAGGAUGAUGAUCCAGGAAGGGUGAGUGAGGAGGUAUCUGCACACACACCUCUGGAUCCACCCAUGCGAGAAGCCCUCAAGCUGCGUAUCCGAGAGGAGAUUGCAAAACGCCAGCGCAGACAUUGACCAGACUGAAGUCAUUCUCUCCAGGAUGAAUUCACUGCCCAGGGAGCUCAACUCCUUGUUUGGGGCUGCUAGGACCAGUCUGGAUUGAUCUUGAGACCCACCCCCAAGCUACCACAUCCACAGAAAUCAGGUGCUACAGAGGCUAUGCCUGGCCACUUCCUGUGUACCAAGUCUUGUAUGUUGGCCCAUUUGACCUUCCUAAUCUGGAAUUUUUUGAAAAUUUUGUUUGGCACCUUGGGGUUCUGGAAGCAGAGACUCCAGGAAAAGCCAAGGUACAAAAAGCCUUGUGCCAACUUGCUGGUUUUUAACUGAGCUCAUAUGCCGUGGGACACCUGGCCACUACUAUGCCAUCCUGCUCAUAACAUGUUUUUUUUUGUACUUCCUUUCUUGCUUCUCCUAACUUCCACCCAUAUUUUCCUAGGUCUCUUUAUUUUUGCUUUUGUUUGCUUCAUCUUUUUGUUUCAGAAUCCAUUCUGUCCUACCUUCUUACCUCCCAAUAUGACUUUGCACCUCCAGCUGCUUAGGACUUUGGAGGUGGGAGAUUCUGGCAGUAUACAUGUCUCAAAUUCUCCCAGUAAUUUUGAUACCAAUAAAGUGGGAGAUCUUCAUUUUUGAGGCCUACUUCCAAGCCUGCAUCUCCCUCCCCUUCCAUAGAUUUUGUAAGUUCCCCAUGCUUUGCAUUAAGGAGCCCUAACUAAACUGUAAGAAAUUUCUUACAGCUAAACCUACCCUUUUUUAGGGCUACAGAAUUCUAGCUUUUGACUUUAUCCCUAGAUGUGAACAGAGCAGCCUCUGCUCAUGCUAAAGGGGAAUUAUCAAAACAAGAUUGAAACUAAUGCUCCAAGUAUGUUUUAUCUCAAAUGUACAUACAAAAGGAAAGUCAAUGUUAGCAAUAAUUGCCUAUUUGGAGUUCUAGUUUAAAAAAAAAAAAAAGUUUGAACAACACCCUAGAGGAAGUGAUGAAAUUAGGUUCUCUCAUCAGCCACUCCCAUGCCCCAUGCUUUUUCCUUCUCCUUUCCUACCUCCCAAGAGCAUAUAUAAAAUUGAUCCUUCAACUAAAGAUCUCCAGGAAUGUCUUUGUUUUUACCUAAGUGAAUGUCCUAAUGCAGGAUUAGCCUAAGUCCACAUGAAACGUCCACGUGACUUCCUGAAAUUCCAAACCACUGCUUUGUUCCAGCAAAUGGCCUAACCACAAGGACUUGUACCUAUGAGGUUUGAGUGAUCCUGUGAGCACUGAAACUUCUUGAAACCACAGUCCCCUGCCUCAGCAGUUUCUGUGUACCAGGGUCUCAAGAUCAGUCUGGUUGAACCAUCUCAGUAGCUUUAUUAUGCCCCCACCUGACAGAAAUGGAGCAAGUAGGCUACUUAAACUACAUCAUGAAAAUGCAGCAAGCUAUAGCUUGCAGUGCCAGAAGAAUGCCAGAAAAGUGAGUGAGGUGGAUAAGGGCCUGAUUGUGAAAGCAGGGACCAGAGUGCUCCUGCCCCACAGAACUGACCUGGGGCUAAAUGUCUUAAACUUGCCAGUGCUCUGCUUAGUUCUGUUUUAAAAGCAGAAAACUGCUUUCUACAUAUUUAGCUGGACUAGAAGUGCCUUUUGACUCACAAUGUUAACUACCCUGCUGAGACUUCUGGGUCAGGGUAGUGGUGCCAUAUUCCAUCCCUAAUCAGAGGACCAGACCUAUUAGUCUUCCAGUUCUUCAGUUGAUCUUCUAACUUGAACAAAGGAUUUUACUGGAACUCUUAGAUUUGCUAAUCUGGAAAUAAUUUUUUGGGUCUGACUUCUCAUAGCUGGCUGGCCUGUUUCCUGGAUUUAUUACAGAAUUUAGAAAGGACCAGGAGAGGUAAUCAGGGCAUAGCACCUAGUCUUAGCCUCAUUCCUGUUUUGUAAGAGGGAAGGCCUGUGUACUUAUUGUGUCCUCAUAUGUAUUUGUUAUAUAGUCUUCACACUCAGGUAAGAGACUGAUGGGAACUCCUUGCUUGUAAACUUCUCCUUGAGGCACUUUGUUUAGCAAGUACAUAAAAGAUAUUUCACCCAAGAAAGCAUUCUAGUUUUUAGCUAUUUUAUGCAAUAUGAUUAUGUAAAGCACUGUCUGGUACUUAAAUGAAAGGUUGUCCUUUAGAGCAGGCCUGUUAGUGAUAAGACCGGGUGUAACUGCUUCGGUGUAACUAAAAUGCUUCCCAAGUGAUGACCUUCAACCGUCUGACAGAGCUCAGGCUCAUUGCUAUCCCUCAUCUGGAGUCCAAGAUGGUACUAUCGGUGUAUUCACCAGACUUGCCUCCACACAUCUUUCAGUUGCUUUCAAAUAUUGGUGCUUUGCCAUCAAGGAGCAUGUUCCAGAGCAUUUCCCACAGGCUCUAGAGAUGUCCCAAAGAAGACAGUCUCACGCUGUUUGGUGCAGUGGCAAUGGUGUUGGACUAGCUGGAUCUUUCCAGCAAGCUAAUUCAGAAUCAACACUUAUGACUGGACAGGAUCAUGGCUGCCUAAAAAUGUCUGGUACCCUUAUAGGCAUAUCUGAUGCCCACCUAAAAUAAAGUGUUCUUCACUUACUGAGGGUAAGACUUAGAAUUUAAGGUUUUGUGUUUCCAGCUCUACAAUGGGUGAUACUAAAAAUAGAAGGAAACUGAGGUUUGCAGAGGCUUUGGGCGAUGCAAGAGUAAACACUUAAUGCUUGAGUUGCAGCCAGUUGGCACACAUGGAGGUCUUUGAAGAAUAUAAUUUAAGAAGAGAAAAGAAGAAUGUGAAACUUGCUGAAUAAGAGUAGGAGCCUGUGAAGCCUGGCCAACCAAUAGGACCAAUGGGGGCAGUAACAUGCUUCUUGUGGACAAGCCUCUGUAAGGGACAUUCCAUCUCCAUAGUCCACUCUCAGGGCACUGCCAACUAGAGAUUAGUCCAUUGGACUGGAAGAAACUUUGUAUACACAGCAGGGUACACAGUUGCUGUGCAUUCAGUGCAGGAUCUGUGGAAGGUGGGUAGUGGAUCCCCAGCAGGUUCACAAAUGUAAAUGAAGCCAUUGCGUUUAGAAAGACAAUGGGGACAGAUUACUUUGCUACCUCUGAGCCUUCUUUUGGGAGUAUCACCAUGGAAUGUUCACAGUUAUUUGAAACAUUUUAAGCUGGCUUGAAUUCCUGUCCCUGAAGAAUCAGAUGACCAAGAAGCCUUAGACAUCCACCCAAUUUCCCCCACUAGUUGGAGUGAUAUUAGAAGUGAAAAGUUUCAAAGUGAACGGCUCCACUGCCUUCUCAGAGUCACCAGAAUGAGAGAUUGGUUGUUCUGUUUAUAUUGUUAUAUUAAGUGUGCAAAAAGCCAUACAUUUUUCUGUUUUCUCAUUUGCAAUGUUUCUGUUAUGUAGAUGAAUAAAGUGAAGUGUGCAGAUUAUAUGUGCAGAAAACCUGUGAGGAAGGUAUUUUUCAAAUACAGUGUUCUUUUUAGCCAAUAAACAAACUAUUUUU
Condylura cristata (star-nosed mole) is the source of this 4022-nucleotide messenger RNA. RefSeq names its product chromosome unknown open reading frame, human C2orf68 (gene CUNH2orf68). The record is from RefSeq and is a predicted model, not a curated record. Bases 72 to 572 code for a protein of 166 amino acids. Lineage: Eukaryota; Metazoa; Chordata; Mammalia; Eulipotyphla; Talpidae. The transcript has 4 exons.